Sclerotinia sclerotiorum 1980 UF-70 is the source of this 1722-nucleotide messenger RNA. RefSeq lists its product with no specific name. The record is from RefSeq and is a predicted model, not a curated record. The coding region runs from base 1 to 1722 and encodes 573 amino acids. The transcript is spliced from 4 exons. Lineage: Eukaryota; Fungi; Ascomycota; Leotiomycetes; Helotiales; Sclerotiniaceae.
AUGGAGCCUCUGAGCCCCGUGGUCUUUCGCCGAAAAACUCUCACCAACUCUGCGGCUGAAUUCGUCGAGAGAAGAAUGGACAUGAAGUUACUAUCUCAACUUGACGAUUCGACACGAGAGUUCAAUGACUUACAGAAUAACCCCGAAUUUAUUCCCGAGAUCGACCGUUUUGCUCCUAGAGGGACCGUCGUAGAUACCGCCAAACUCUAUAAUCAGUCUAAGAAGAGCAUGUUAAAAUUCCGUUCCACACUUGCGAAUUUUGCCGCUAUGCUCAAGGACAGAAAUGUAGGAUCCAAACUCAACGUUGUCAUCAAGGAUCCAAGCGAGUUCACAAUGGAUUAUAUACUUGAGAUUAUUAACGGUCUGGGAAAAGCCAGUGAGCAUCCCUCUAAGACAACAUUAUGCAAGAAGUUCAUCAAGAGCUGCUACCGGAAAGUAGAAGGCAACAAAGACGUCAUUGAAGGGUUCCUCACUAUGAUCCCUGAUGACAUCUAUGGUUCCGUGAUCUCUGGAGCGAAAAUAACCGAAAAGGUGGUCCAAAAGUUGCCAUUGUCACACCCUAAUGAAGAGGACCGCGAGCAGAAGCUGAGUGUAACCAGUGCAUUGAAGCAAUUGCAAGAAAAAAUCAAAAAUUUCCAAGCGGAAGUCAAUAUAUGCGAUCAGGAAAGGUUAGGACGGGUCGAAAGGGACCUUUGCGGUGUCAAUAAUAGCGUGACGUUUAUCGCGGACCAAAAUAGAGUGAAUCAUGAAGCAAUAAAAUCCCAACAAGAACAAAAUGCGAUAUUAAUGUGUUUUCUCAAGCAGAAAAACACUAGUUUAGCGUCGAAAUGGCUCAAAGGAUUCAAGGGAUCUGCUUACGACCCAAUGAUGGAUAUGAAGGACUGUCUCGAGCACAUAGCGUUACUUAACUCUGACGAGAAGGACAUAUCUCAGUGGAUCCUCCACUCGGAAGAACAUACCCAGUGGCUCCAAGAGGAGAAAUCGAGCAUUCUUGAUAUCGAACUCCAGACACCUACCACUUCCCUGAACAACCCAGUCUCCUUGAACAGUGCGCUGAUCGCCACAAUCCUCCGAAGCACAAAUCAAUUCCCGGUGCUCGCUUUCUUCUGUAGACAUAGAAAUCUCGAGUCUUCCUCUAUGGAAAACCCGAGCUCCGUCGCUCUCGUCAAGAGUCUGACAGACCAACUUCUUAGGUUCAUCGUUGAUCACCGGCCCUUCAUAGACCUCUCGCCAUUGGAAUACCAGAAGCUCUUUUCGAAAGCGAAGAAGAAUCUUAACGAUGGACUCUUGCUGCUGGAUGCACUACUCUCGUCACUGCCAAGGGACGACAUGGCCUUUGUUAUUAUUGAUUCUCUCUCAUACCUCAGGGGGAAGGGGGAAGAAAAGGUCAUCGAAAAGCUGAAAACGAUUUUUAGGAAGAGGAAAGACCUUGUCAUAAAGGUGAUGGUUACGGAUGCGUUUGUUACCUCAUAUAUCAAGAGAGUGAGGGACAUUUCGCUCUAUGUUCCCGAUGUGGUUAGCGGAUGCGGCGUGAUUAAUGUCGUUGAGAGCAGACACGAAAUUGUGAGUAUGACGAAGCGUCAACAAAACGCGAAAGAGGAAGAUGAGGAUUUCCCAUCGGACGAUGAGGAUAACGACGAGGAUGACGAUGAGGAUGAGGAUGACGACGAGGAGGACGACGGGGAAGACAAGGAAGAGGAUUCGGAGGAUGAAGACAAUUAA